GGUCAGAGGAUUCUAGACAGCUCAGCCGGGCAGCCCAGGAGGGGGCGGGGUCCCGUGACGGGGGCGGGAAGAGGGAAGGACCAGGAGAAGGACCAACCCCCGUCGGGCCCGGUACCAGGAAGCGCUGGGGGGGAGAGGAGCUGAGUUGAGACCAGCCAGGAUGGUGGUGCCUUCCUUGAAGCUUCAAGAUCUAAUCGAGGAAAUUCGUGGGGCCAAGACCCAGGCCCAGGAGCGGGAGGUGAUCCAGAAGGAGUGCGCCCACAUCCGCGCCUCCUUCCGCGAUGGGGACCCUCUGCACAGGCACCGCCAGCUGGCCAAACUGCUCUACGUCCACAUGUUGGGCUACCCCGCCCACUUUGGACAGAUGGAGUGCCUGAAACUGAUCGCCUCCCCCAGAUUCACAGACAAGAGGGUGGGCUACCUGGGGGCCAUGCUUCUGCUGGAUGAGAGGCAGGAUGCCCACCUGCUCAUUACCAACAGCAUCAAGAAUGACCUGAGCCAGGGGAUUCAGGCAGUACAAGGCCUGGCCCUGUGCACUCUGAGCACUGUGGGCUCUGCUGACAUGUGCCGGGACCUGGCCACUGAGGUGGAGAAACUGCUCCUGCAGCCAGGCCCCUACGUGCGCAAGAAGGCUGUUCUGACCGCCGUGCACAUGAUCCGGAAGGUCCCCGAGCUCUCCAACAUCUUCCUCCCACCCUGUGCCCAACUGCUUCAUGAACGCCACCACGGCGUCCUGCUGGGCACCAUCACGCUGAUCACGGAGCUCUGUGAACGAAGCCCUGCAGCCCUCAAGCACUUUCGAAAGGUGGUGCCCCAGCUGGUGCAGAUCCUCUGGACUCUGGUGACGUCGGGAUACUCCGCAGAGCACAGUAUAUCUGGAGUCAGUGACCCCUUUCUGCAGGUCCAGAUACUUCGUCUGCUUCGGAUCCUGGGCCGGAACCAUGAAGAAAGCAGUGAGACCAUGAAUGACUUGCUGGCCCAGGUGGCCACUAACACAGACACCAGCCGAAAUGCGGGCAACGCAGUCCUAUUUGAGACAGUGCUGACCAUCAUGGACAUCCGCUCUGUAGCCGGCCUCCGGGUCCUGGCUGUCAACAUUCUCGGCCGCUUUCUGCUCAACAGUGACAAGAACAUUAGGUAUGUGGCGCUGACGUCGUUGCUGCGUGUGGUGCAGUCUGACCACAGUGCUGUGCAGCGGCACCGGCCCACUGUGGUGGAGUGUCUGCGGGAACCUGAUGCCUCCCUUAGCCGGCGGGCCCUGGAACUGAGUCUGGCUCUGGUGAAUAGCUCCAAUGUGCGAGCCAUGACGCAAGAGCUGCAGAGCUUUCUGGAAUCCUGCCCUCCUGAUUUGCGGCCCGACUGUGCCUCAGGCAUCCUGCUGGCAGCAGAGAGGUUUGCCCCAACCAAGCGGUGGCAUAUAGAUACCAUCCUGCGUGUGCUGACAACGGCAGGCACCCAUGUACGGGAUGAUGCAGUGGCCAACCUGACCCAGCUGAUUGGGGGUGCCCAGGAGCUCCAUGCCUACUCCGUGCGCCGCCUCUACAGUGCCCUGGCAGAGGACAUAUCCCAACAACCACUGGUGCAAGUGGCAGCCUGGUGCAUUGGAGAAUAUGGGGACCUCCUGCUGGAGGGGAGCUGUGAGGAAACCGAGCCCCUUCAGGUGGAGGAAGAGGAGGUGUUGGCACUGUUGGAGAAGGUGCUGCAGUCCCAUAUGUCCCUGCCAGCCACCAGAGGCUAUGCACUGACAGCCCUCAUGAAGCUCAGCACCCGGCUCCGUGGGGAAAACAACCGCAUCCGCCAGGUGGUGUCUGUCUACGGGAGCUGCCUGGAUGUGGAGCUGCAGCAGCGGGCUGUCGAGUACAACGCACUCUUCCAGAAGUACGACUACAUGAGGGCUGCCAUCCUGGAAAAGAUGCCUCUUGUGGAGCGAGGUGGUACCCAGGAUGAGGAAGCAAAGGAAAGCAAAGAAGCCCAGCAUUCGGAAGCAGCCCUUGUGCCCACAGAGCCGCAGGCCUCCAAGCUCUUGGAUCUGUUAGAUCUCCUGGAUGGCACUUUUGGGGCUGCCCAGCCCCCACCUCCUCUGGAACCCUCCUCAGAAGGCUCUUUAGUACACCUUCUUGACCUGCCCUAUGUGUCUCCAGCCCCAGCUUCCAUCCCAAAUCUCAAAGUGUUUGAGCGUGAAGGACUGCAGCUGAAUCUGUCUUUUGUUCGACCCCCUGGAACCCCUGCUUUGCUCUUAAUCACGGUCACUGCCAUCAACACCUCAGGGGCUGAUGUCACCCACUUCGUCUGCCAGGCUGCUGUGCCCAAGAGUUUCCAGCUGCAGCUCCAGGCCCCCAGUGGGGACACAGUUCCAGCUCAGGGUGGCCUUCCCGUGACCCAGCUCCUCAGAAUCCUCAAUCCUAACAAGGCCCCCUUGAGGCUGAAGCUGCGCCUCACCUACAACCACUUUGGCCAGUCCGUGCAGGAGAUCUUUGAGGUGAACAACUUGCCCGUGGACACGUGGCAGUAACACCCUCCAUGCAGUCUGAAAUCCUCCUGUGUCCCAACACCCCAGGGUCUCAGCCACUUGGCGCCUCUACCUGACAGCGACCAGCAGGUGGUACUCUGGUCCUGCAUUUGCCUCUGCAAAAACCGGGGCGGGGUCGGGGGUGCUGUCCCCUUACUUCCCACAAAUAAUGGAAGUCCAAUAAAUCCUGAGGGGAAAAGCC
Lutra lutra (Eurasian river otter) is the source of this 2711-nucleotide messenger RNA. It is a transcript of the gene AP1G2, whose product is annotated as adaptor related protein complex 1 subunit gamma 2. Gene Ontology annotation, biological process: intracellular protein transport; receptor-mediated endocytosis; Golgi to vacuole transport. Lineage: Eukaryota; Metazoa; Chordata; Mammalia; Carnivora; Mustelidae. The transcript is spliced from 22 exons. Gene Ontology annotation, cellular component: AP-1 adaptor complex; Golgi apparatus; membrane coat. Bases 161 to 2512 code for a protein of 783 amino acids. The record is from RefSeq and is a predicted model, not a curated record. Gene Ontology annotation, molecular function: clathrin-cargo adaptor activity.